Messenger RNA from Linepithema humile (Argentine ant), 2066 nucleotides. RefSeq names its product E3 ubiquitin ligase RNF121. NCBI's taxonomy places the organism in Eukaryota, Metazoa, Arthropoda, Insecta, Hymenoptera, Formicidae. The record is from RefSeq and is a predicted model, not a curated record. Gene Ontology annotation, molecular function: ubiquitin protein ligase activity; metal ion binding. Gene Ontology annotation, cellular component: Golgi membrane; endoplasmic reticulum membrane.
CACUGCUAACGGUAUUGUCAGUUCUGCUGCAACGCGUCGUCUGCGUUAUGACAAUUUAUUAACACUUUUCUUUGAGCGUUAAUAGAAUAUAGUCUUUACCAUGAGUAUACGAGAAAUGCAUCAAAUGCCAAAUAAAAGCGAGGCUGACCUAACUCCAGAGGAAAAAUGGAGGGUGGAACAUAUAAAAAUGCACGAACAGCACAAGGGUCAUGAAUCUAUGCACGCAGAAAUGCUACUUGUAUUGUUGAUAACAUUAACAGUAGCACAGAUUAUAUUAGUUGAAUGGAAGAGAAGGCACUUUAAAUCAUAUCAGUUUAUAACACUAGUAGCUAUGUGGGUUAUUCCAUUUGGAAUCAGUUUAAAGAACCACUGGUGGAGAUUUAUAUUUUUAUGGCUUUUAUCGUCGUGUAUAACAGGUUUAGUAGUAAGAAAAGCUGUUCAAAAGCCAAUAGAAGGUACAACACCAAGGCUAGUGUAUAAAUGGUUUUAUUUUAUUUAUAAGCUCAGUUAUGUACUAGGCUUAUUUGGUUACGUUUUGUGCGUACUUACAUUCUUGGGUCUAAAUAUCGUAUUUGACGUUAAACCUCACGUCUGGGUGGACUGCGGUGUCUUGUUUCUAUUUUAUGGUCUUUACUUUGGCGUACUAGCAAGGGAUGUUGCUGAAAUAUGUGCUGACAAAAUGGCGUCACAUAUCGGAUAUUACACCCCAGGCAGUAUUCCAACCAGAACUUUGGAGCCGAAUGUUUGCGCAGUAUGUGGAAAUAAGCUUCUAGUUUCUGAGCACGAGGAAGGCGUGAUUGAAAAUACAUACAAACUUACUUGCGAACAUGUUUUCCACGAAUUUUGCAUUAGGGGUUGGUGUAUUGUGGGGAAGAAACAAACUUGCCCCUAUUGCAAAGAGAAGGUCGAUUUAAAAAAAAUGUUCUGCAAUCCAUGGCAACGCCCACAUGUCUUAUACGGCCAACUGUUGGAUUGGUUGAGAUGGUUAGUUGCUUGGCAGCCUUUAAUUUUGUUCCUAGUUCAAGGUAUCAAUUGGGCUCUGGGCCUUGAAGCACCUCAUAUCAAGAAGGAUCAGCAUGAAAAAUUGGUCGGCAUAACAGAUUAGCGUAACAGAAUACCGCCGUAUUGUCAUAUAGUUUCUCAGCUAGCACCGACAGAUAAGUUCCUAUUUACACACUCGCAGUCUCUGAUAAGAGAUAGCACACCAAGGAAAGAUGUGAUCUCGCGUUAGACGCGCACACAGUCCAACAUUGUAUAUAUGUAUGUAUGUGUAUGUGUAUGGGCAGUGAAAGAGAAAGAGAAAGAGAGAGAGAGAGAGAAAGAGAGAGAAAGAGAAAGAAAGCAAUGACAACACUUGCUAGUGAUAUUACUAAAAGACUUUAAUUAAAACUUUCUCGUUAUUAUCGAUAGAAAAACAACUUUCAUCACAUCACGUAUCCAUAGGUACUUGUCAGACCACGUCGGACCCGUCGCGAGAGUAUCGUAUAAUUCGUAUAUAUAUAUAUAUAUGUAUUUAUAUUUAUAUACAUAUAUUUAUAUCUGUAUAUCUAUAGUCUAAAGUCUUUCGUGAUUAUCCGUGGGAUGAAAUUACGACUCGGCGCGUAAGGAUUGGGAGUUGAGGUGACAGAGGCCUAGGGGUGAGGACACACUUAACGGUAGUCCCUUCAACGGGUCCGAUAAACAGAGGUGUUUAACAUUACUCGAGAUUAUAGUUCUUUUGGCUUUGUUGGAUGGUUUUAGACGCCACGAUACGACGGGAUCGUCGGGAUGGGUCCAGGGGCAGACAUUCACAAACACGGGGAGAUUUUAUAGAUAUAUUUAUUGAGUACUUAGCGUGUAAGAGUAUAGAAUAUAUGUUACCUUACUGUUAAAUAUCAUUACAUGGUAAAUAUAUUUAUAUAUAUAUAUAUAUAUAUUUAUAUCAUGAUGUAGUCUUUAAAAUAAACCUUGCGCGUGGGCACGCGUGUGUGUACGUGUGUGUGUUUCAAGAGUAUUUACAUAAUGAUCGCAAUUAAUUAUGUACAAGUUCACGAAAAACGAAAAAAAAAAAAAAAGUAAAAGAAAAA